AUGGCUGCUGACAACACCUUCUGUCUAAACGACUUCGAUGCAAUCGGAUUCGAUUUAGAUCAUACUAUAGCAAAAUAUAAACUUAAUGAGGUUAUGUCUCUCACCUAUGAUAGUUUGGCUAAAUAUUUAAUCGAGAAGAAGGGAUAUGAUAAAGUAUUGCUAGAACCAAUGGAAACUGAUAAAGAUUUUCUAAUAAGAGGACUGGUAUUUGAUAUUAAACUUGGGAAUUUUCUGAAGCUAUCUGAAGAUGGUAAAAUUUUAAGAGCUUCCCAUGGGAGAAAAAAAAUGACAGACGAGGAAAUUGAACAAGAUUAUGGUAAGGACAAAAAAUGGCAUGAAUUUGAAGAAUUAAAAGAAACAUUAAAACAAACAGAUAAUUUUCGAUAUUUUGAAAAUUCUUUUGACCUACCAGGUUCUAUUUUAUGUGCUCGGAUUAUUGAUCUUAUUGAUAAAAAGGAAAACAAAAGGCCAGAAAAAUACGAGUUUUUGCCCGAUGUUUGGGCUGCAUUUGGCAACUGCUAUAGUAGGGAAAAUUUUGCUGCAAACACAGGUGAUUUCUUUCCCUCGGUGAAAAAGAAUCCUGAGAAAUACUAUGAGAAAUGCAGUGAAGGUUUAAAGAAAUGGUUAAGAAGUCUUAAAGAAUCUGGAAAAUAUGUCUUCCUGUGUACAAGCUCACAUGUGGAUUAUGCAAAAUUUCUAUUAGAAUUUAUUCUUGGUUCUGAUUGGCAGUCUUAUUUUAAUUUAUGCAUCACAUAUGCCAGAAAACCUGGAUUUUUUAGGAAUACGCCUGCUGAAAGACCAUUUUUUAAACUAGAUAAUGAUAUCGAAACCAAGGAAGUAGUAACUGAUUUAGAAAGCAAUAAAAUCUACUCCCAGGGAAAUGCUGAAAAUCUUAUGGGGUUAUUAAGGAAAGUUACUGAAAAAGAAAAUCCAAAAGUUGCAUAUAUUGGUGAUAGUUUACGUUCAGAUGUACAUCCGGUGGCACAGUUGGAAAACUGGUAUGCAUUACUUGUACUGGAGGAGAUGGAAGUUGAAUCACUGAAUGGCAAAGUAGAUAACGAUGGUGAUGAACCUUUAGCUAAAAAACGAUACACUGUGAGUAAUUUGAUGGUCUCUAUUUGUGUCAACAACAACCCAAAGGGUAUCCCACCAGAGGGACACUUCUUGUGA
Saccoglossus kowalevskii is the source of this 1170-nucleotide messenger RNA. Its product is annotated as 5'-nucleotidase domain-containing protein 1-like. Gene Ontology annotation, molecular function: 5'-nucleotidase activity. The record is from RefSeq and is a predicted model, not a curated record. Lineage: Eukaryota; Metazoa; Hemichordata; Enteropneusta; Harrimaniidae.